UACAUAUAAAUUAAUAGAAAAGUGCACAAUACAAAAUAGAGAAAACGAAAGACUUCGACUUUAGCAGCCGAAAGCACUUCCCAUGGAUCGCAGCUUGGAUUCCAUUGGCAGCUGUUCAUUAGAUGUUGAUGCCGAUUCAUCCGAUAUAUCAGAUACCAGCGGCAGCUUAAACUUUCCCACUCCGCUUUCAGUUAAGGACAUAACACGUGAAUUUACGGCGAAUAUUAAAGAACGUUGCACUCUGCGCUCGCCGCAACAACACCAGCAGUUACAUCAACAACAACAACAACAACAACAACAGCAGCAGCAGCAGCAGCAGCAGCAACUGCCACUGCCUUUGCAGGUGCAGCGUUCAUUCACCACAAAAGCCUACGUCAAUCUGGAUCAAAGUACGGGCGGUGUUCGCAUGGUGCUGUCACCGCCUGCCACCAGCGACCUAGUCGAUGUCGGCACACAGGAUCAACAACAACUGCAGCAGCAACAACAACACAGCAGCAGCAGCAUCAUCGUGGAUGCUGUGGAAAAGAAGCCGAGCUAUUUGAAUUUAGCCUGUUGUGUUAACGGCUAUUCAAAUUUAACCACCUACGAUUCGAAAAUACGCCAGGACAUCAAUAAGUCACGUGAAGUCUCACCCAUACGUCCAUCUACGAGCAGCCUGCAAUAUUGCAAGCGCAACAAUUCGCUCGCAGCGCCUGUGUUGCAUACAAUGCCGCUAACUAAACAGCCUGCCACAACGGGCAACAUGGCUAGCAAAUACAACGAAACAAACAACAAUAACAACAGCAGCAGUAAAAAUGGUCAUGGCUUGGAGAACGGAGACUUGGCCUAUUGCAAUGGCAGUGAGCCGAGUAAAUCGGCGUCUGCAACCACCAGCUUUAUACAGCAGCGCGUGGAAAGGCUUUACGGGCCGGGUGCCUUGGCUCAGGGAUUCUACAGUCCCAAAAAGCAAAAUUCAAUUCCUUCAAAGCAACAGCAGCAGCAACUGACUUCGCCUAGUUCCACGGAGCUGUCUCGCAAAUUUAAGCAAUUGUCGCCCAGCAAGGACUAUGGAGAGUUUCGCAAGAAACUGCAGAGCAAUUGCACGCGUUCGCAAUCCGAGCAACCAGCCGCCAGCACGAGCAACAAUAGCCAGGCUAUCACACAGAAUGGCGAAACGGAUUUGCCUGUCUUUCGUCAUUUGAGUCAUGAAUUUCGUGCCCAACUGCCGACGGUGUCGCCGAAGCGAGGCGUUCCGCGUGUUUCAUCGCUGCCAACUGAUGACGAUGAUGAAGUGGAUCAUGUGAAGCUAACGAGCAGCGAGGAAUACAUGAGCACCACCAAGAUACGUGCUGCUGCGGCUGGCAAGGAUAAUGGACCUGAGCUUCAGCUGACUCCAGUUGUGAACACGGAUGUUGUUAAAGAUGGCAAUUAUUUCCUGAAGGUACUCAAAGAUGAACAGAUUCGUCUGUUAGCGCUGGCCGCCGUUGCCGAAAAGUACUUAGAUGCUUUGGCUAACAAUCCUGAUAUAACCGAGGACACAUUUGGCUUGCUCCGCUCAGCUGCGGGCAAGGCUCGACUUCUGGCCUCACAGAAGAUGAAACAGUUUGAGGGUCUGUGUCACAACAAUUUGAAUCGCUCGCCGGAGGAUGCAUUUCCCACAACUUUAGAUGAUUUACAGGGCUUCUGGGAUAUGGUCUAUUUGCAGGUGACGCAUGUGGAUACCAUAUUUACCGAUAUUGAGCAAUUGAAGCGUAAUGAUUGGCAGCGCCCUGUUGAGCCCCGGCUGGAAUCAUCGGCGCCCGCUAAAACAACAAAGAUAAUUUUAAAGACUGGCAAUUCGAAAGCGAAAGGAACUGCGGCGGCCGCAGUUGGACCCUCUAAUGCUGUUGCGGCCAUGAAACGUGAGGCGCAACGCAAACAAUUGCUGGAAAUGAAACGUCAGCGACGUGAACAAUUAGCAGCAGCCAAAAAUCAAGCCGCCUGUGAUGAUGAGGCAACCAUUGGUGAUUCAGUGAACAUUGCCGUAAAAAACAGCAGCGAUACCAUUGGUGAUACAGUGAACAUUGCCGUAAAGAACAGCAGCUGAAUUGUGCUGAAUUGAUACAACAAAAACCACAUGCUCUCUAGUUAUAUACAUAUACAAAUUUAAAAAA
This is a messenger RNA of Drosophila hydei, 2132 nucleotides long. RefSeq lists its product as uncharacterized. Gene Ontology annotation, cellular component: glutamatergic synapse; postsynaptic specialization. The record is from RefSeq and is a predicted model, not a curated record. Gene Ontology annotation, molecular function: molecular adaptor activity. NCBI's taxonomy places the organism in Eukaryota, Metazoa, Arthropoda, Insecta, Diptera, Drosophilidae. Gene Ontology annotation, biological process: signaling. The transcript is spliced from 5 exons. Bases 83 to 2065 code for a protein of 660 amino acids.